Molecule: messenger RNA, 5921 nt
Organism: Salvelinus fontinalis (brook trout)
Lineage: Eukaryota; Metazoa; Chordata; Actinopteri; Salmoniformes; Salmonidae
Product: zinc finger protein ZFP2-like
Exons: 2
Coding region: 231-1604 (457 amino acids)
Cellular component (GO): nucleus
Source: RefSeq, a predicted model, not a curated record
UCUUUCAACAGCAGCAACAGUAAUUCAGACACCUCGGUAGCUUGCUAGCCAUAAUAGCCGAAACAAUAUAGCUCUUUAGUCGUUUUUAUAUAUAUUAGCCACUGUGUUUUGAACCCACUUCUGUCGUCUAGUUAGUUAUCAGAUUUAAUUUCAUAUUUACGGUUGUUGUUAUUAGUCAGCUAGCGGGCUGGUUAAGUUAGCUUUAGCCCAGCUAGCUAACAUCUCCGACCAUGAGCUCACUAAGCUACUCUCCUCCUGCUACAGAAGAGGAGGUCUGCUGGACGGAGAACGAGGGACUGUGGCUGAACGUUGUCGUGAAAGAGGAAGAAGAGGAUGUCACAAUACAAAAACAAGUAGAGGGUGAGGCUGUUACAGUGAAAGAAGAAGAGAAAGACGUUUCAGUGAAAGAAGAGGAAGACGCGUUCAGAGUGAAAGAGGAGGAUGAUGUUACUGUGAAAGAAGAGGGGGAAGAGAAAGAGGAGGAUGCAGUUUUUGGAGUGAAAGAGGAGGAUGGGGAGAUGACUGUAACAUUGGAAGAAGAGGAGGAGGAAACUGAAUAUCUGGGCUCGGUUUCCCAAAGGCAUGUUAAAGCGUCCAAUGGUUCUAACGAUGAACGGGCCCUGAUUAACACUAGAGAGAGACGAGACUAUCGUGGAUCCUCUGGGGAGCCUCAACAACAUCAUGAUGCUGACAGGGCAGAGAAGAGUCUCUCCACAUCAGAACUCAUCAAGAAACACCAGCAGAGACCCACAGGGAAGAAAUCUCAUUGCUGCUCUGACUGUGGGAAAAUGUUUAACUCUUUAGUAAAACUUAAAAUACAUCGAAGAGUUCACACGGGAGAGAAAUCAUAUAGCUGUGAUCAAUGUGGGAAAUGUUUUUCUACAUCUCGCUAUCUAACUAUACAUCAGAGAACACACACAGGAGAGAAACCAUACAUCUGUAAUCAAUGUGGGAAGAGUUUUAUUCGGCAACAAACCCUGAAAUCACACCAGAGAAUACACACUGGAGAGAAACCUUAUAGCUGUAAUCAAUGUGGGAAGAGUUUUUCUACAUCUAGCUAUGUAACUAUACACCAGAGAACACACACAGGAGAUAAACCAUAUAGCUGUAAUCAAUGCGGGAAGAAUUUUACUUGGCCAGACAGCCUGAUAGCACACCAGAGAACACACACAGGAGAGAAUUCUUAUAGCUGUAGUCAAUGUGGGAAGAGUUUUACUCGGCCAGACAGCCUGAUAGUACACCAGAGAACACACACAGGAGAGAAAUCUUGUAGCUGUAGUCAAUGUGGGAAGAGUUUUACUCGGCCAUACAACCUGAUAGUACAUCAGAGAACACACACAGGAGAGAAACCUUAUUGCUGUGAUCAAUGUGGGAAGAGUUUUACUACAUCUAGCCAGCUGACUUUGCACCAGAGAACACACACAGGAGAGAAACUUUAUAGUUGUGAUCAAUGUGGGAAGAGUUUUACUAGAUCUAGCUAUCUAACUGUACACCAGAGAACACACACAGGAGAGAAUCCUUGCUGUGAUCAAUGUGGGAAGAGAUACUCUGAUAAAAGAUCUCUGAUUAAACAUCAGAAAAUACAUGAAGGAGUUGUUUCAUGACAUCAAUGAAAUAAUGUCACAAUGUAGAAUGUUUUAACAUUGUAGUAGGAGUAUUUUAAUGAUGUCACAAUGUAGAACCCUAAAUGUUUGUCCCCUGUUCUAUUGAUUUUAGCCUGAUAUGGAAAUUAGCCUCCAGGGAAAAAUCCAGGCUCUGAAUUGAAAGAGUACUAUUUAUAUGAUUUUACAAAAAGUGACUAACACAAAAAGAGUUGUCCUCUAACCAGGGAUGUACACAUUGUAGUAGGAGUAUUCUAAUGAUGUCACAAUGUAGAAUGUUUUAAUAUUGUAGGAGUAUUUUAAUGAUGUCAUAAUAGAGAACCCUAAACGUUUGUCCCCUGUUCUAUAAAAGGGGAAAGAUCCAGGCUCUGAAUUGAAUUUAACAAAAUGUGACUAACAAAAAAAGAGUUGUUCCACUUACCACGUUGGUCACCCUCUUGAAUCAAAAUGCAACACUUCAAAAUGUAGUGAGCUGUUUACCACAUUGGUGACCCUCUUGAAUCAAAAUGCAACACUUCAAAAUGUAGUGAGCUGUUUACCACAUUGGUGACCCUCUUGAAUCAAAAUGCAACACUUCAAAAUGUAGCUAGCUGUUUACUACAAAUUGUCCUCUAACCAGUGGUGUACACAUUAUUCCCAGAUUUUGUGUGGUUUUUGAGCUGUUAGUUUUAACAGGACAUGCAACCUCAUCUCCCUCCUCUCGCACAAUUGAUUUCAACAUGAUAUCGAUGAGUGGUGACAAAUAAGUGUUGCGUUCCUUUGUUUAGCGACCCCUACAUUUACAUGCAUCACUCCAAAAUGUAGUUGACUGUCUUCUGCGGGUUGUCAUCUAACCAGUGAGGUUAAAGAUAUCUCCCAUUUCCAUGUGUUUUGUUUAGUUGUGUUAGUUUCAACAGCACGUACAACCUGAUUUCCCCCCUAAUCGAUAUCAGUGAUUUAUUGCUACUUGUCAAGACAACAGCAUUUCUGGUGCUUGUGCAGUUUAUAAGGUGCUUGUUUAAAAAAAUACAAGUAAUAUGAUUAUUGUGGCAGAUGUUUGUGUAUAUAGUACAUUUUAUGUUUACGUUUUCAAUUUAUCCCAAACUGUUUCUGCAUAUUGGUAAUUGAUUUGGAUACAUUAAAACUGUGUUUUGACAUUGAGCUAUCCCACCUAGAAAAAAAAGCCUUUUGAAAAUAAGACUAUGCAACCAAAUAUUUCAUAUUUACUUCUCAUGUGACAUUUAGUAAUCAUUAUUUAUGUAACCAACUGACCCUUUUUGGUGCAAUUAUAUUCACAUUGUUGCCCUGCUUUUAGAAUUUUAGAAUAUCAGGGUUCAUUAUCAGAUGUGCCAACCCAAAUGUACUAGAGCAUGACAUUGGGGACUGGGUCCCGAUCCAACAACAUUCCUCGAGUGAGACCUGAAAAGAGAGAGAAGCUCCACAGUGAGGUGGAAAGUUACUACGGAUAUUGCAGGAGUUUCCUCUUGAAAUCAGACACGUCCGUGGUAAGGACAACUUGGUUGCUGAUUGUUUCAAGAAUGGGCAGUCAAAAAGAUUUGUGUUUUGCGUUUAGCCAGUGAGUUGCCAUGGAUCACAAUUUACACUGCUCAAAAAAAUAAAGGGAACACUAAAAUAACACAUCCUAGAUCUGAAUGAAUGAAAUAUUCUUAUUAAAUACUUUUUUCUUUACAUAGUUGAAUGUGCUGACAACAAAAUCACACAAAUUAUCAAUGGAAAUCAAAUUUAUCAACCCAUGGAGGUCUGGAUUUGGAGUCACACUCAAAAUUAAAGUGGAAAACCACACUACAGGCUCAUCCAACUUUGAUGUAAUGUCCUUAAAACAAGUCAAAAUGAGGCUCAGUAGUGUGUGUGGCCUCCACGUGCCUGUAUGACCUCCCUACAAGGCCUGGGCAUGCUCCUGAUGAGGUGGCGGAUGGUCUCCUGAGGGAUCUCCUCCCAGACCUGGACUAAAGCAUCCGCCAACUCCUGGACAGUCUGUGGUGCAACGUGGCGUUGGUGGAUGGAGUGAGACAUGAUGUCCCAGAUGUGCUCAAUUGGAUUCAGGUCUGGGGAACGGGCGGGCCAGUCCAUAGCAUCAAUGCCUUCCUCUUGCAGGAACUGCUGACACACUCCAGCCACAUGAGGUCUAGCAUUGUCUUGCAUUAGGAGGAACCCAGGGCCAACAGCGCCAGAAUAUGGUCUCACAAGGGGUCUGAGGAUCUCAUCUCGGUACCUAAUGGCAGUCAGGCUACCUCUGGCGAGCACAUGGAGGGCUGUGCUGCCCCCCAAAGAAAUGCCACCCCCCACCAUGACUGACCCACCGCCAAACCGGUCAUGCUGGAAGAUGUUGCAGGCAGCAGAACGUUCUCCACGGCGUCUCCAGACUGUCACGUCUGUCACAUGUGCUCAGUGUGAACCUGCUUUCAUCUGUGAAGAGCAUAGGGCGCCAGUGGCGAAUUUGCCAAUCUUUGUGUUCUCUGGCAAAUGCCAAACGUCCUGCACGGUGUUGGGCUGUAAGCACAACCCCCACCUGUGGACGUCGGGCCCUCAUACCACCCUCAUGGAGUCUGUUUCUGAUCGUUUGAGCAGACACAUGCACAUUUGUGGCCUGCUGGAGGUCAUUUUGCAGGGCUCUGGCAGUGCUCCUCCUGCUCCUCCUUGCACAAAGGCGGAGGUAGCGGUCCUGCUGCUGGGUUGUUGCCCUCCUACGGCCUCCUCCACGUCUCCUGAUGUACUGGCCUGUCUCCUGGUAGCCCCUCCAUGCUCUGGACACUACUCUGACAGACACAGCAAAACUUCUUGCCACAGCUCGCAUUGAUGUGCUAUCCUGGAUGAGCUGCACUAUCUGAGCCACUUGUGUGGGUUGUAGACUCCGUCUCAUGCUACCAUUAGAGUGUGAAAGCACCGCCAGCAUUCAAAAGUGACCAAAACAUCAGCCAGGAAGCAUAGGAACUGAGAAGUGGUUUGUGGUCACCACCUCCACCACCACUCCUUUAUUGGGGGUGUCUUGCUAAUUGCCUAUAAUUUACACCUGUUGUCUAUUCCAUUUGCACAACAGCAUGUGAAAUUUAUUGUCAAUCAGUGUUGCUUCCUAAGUGGACAGUUUGAUUUCACAGAAGUGUGAUUGACUUGGAGUUACAUUGUGUUGUUUAAGUGUUCCCUUAAUUUUUUUGAGCAGUGUAUUUUGACUGCACGGUUUUCCCUAUUGGAGAUGAGUUUUGUUUGGGCUCGUUCCAAGGGGACGUAAGUUCUAGAAGCUAGUGGGUUUUAGGAAGAUGAGAGUCCUAGAAGCUAGUGAGUUUUAGGAAGACGAGAGUUCUAGAAGCUAGUGAGUUUUAGGAAGACGAGAGUUCUAGAAGGGAAAAAAUAAUAGUUUAGGAAUCUAUAGAAAGAAAAAGGAGAAAAGAUACAAUAUUAUAUUGUAUAUUAUUAUUUAGAAGUAAGUGUUUUUAAUUGUUGACAGCCAGUAGACACCAUGUUUAUAUUGGUGAAGCAUUUUAGUUGAUUAUAAUGUGAAAUGGAAAUUGUUUUCUGUUGGUGGUGUGCAAACUUGUCCAACAAAAAUAUAGGAUAUAUUUGUUGUCUGAAGGGGGAAGGUGUUACAGGCUUUGGUUUUUCCAUUUAUGUUUUGAGGUUGGACUGGCCCAUAUAGCUUGUUAGCACUUAUAGCUCGUUAGCAAUAAGGACGCACUGAUUGGUGUCACCUCGUUAGUCAGUAUGUGUUACACCUGUGCUGGCUUGUCCAUCUCGUUAGUGGGAAGGGGUUUCACCUGAGCUGGUCCAGGUUCUAUUUAAGAGUGUCUGGCUCAGUGCUCCAGUUGUCUUGAUAGAUGUGGAGAGUCAACACCUUUAGUUGCUCUACCGUCUUGGUUUGCUUCCUGUCUUUAAGUUUGGUGUGGGUUUUUCUUUUGUUUGCCUCUUCUUGGGCAGAUUUAAUGGGUCUCAUGGUGGGUGUCUUUUAUGUCCCAGUUGUUACUAGUCAACUUCCAGUGGAUACCCCCAUAGUGUCUUUCAGAGCACCUCCUAGAACCUGUUUAGUUGUGGUUGUUAUCAGGGAUUCUUUGUUAAUUCCACCUUCUGUUUGAGGAACAUUUUUGAUUUUCUUGCUGGAGAACGUAACAUCAAACAAUGGAGUAAGACAGGAUAUUUUGGGUUGGAUAUUGCAGUGAAUUGUUAAUAUUUUAAUCGAUGCAUUUACUUAGAAUGCUCAUUUAGUUUCAGUUAUUCUGUUUUUUUUUAUCCUCAAUAUUUCUGUUUAUUUUCAUUGUUUUUUCCUGUGAAGCCAUUGUGUUGCAUCCAUGUCUGAAAUGUGCUGUAUAAAUAAAGUUUGAUUUGAACAUA